This is a messenger RNA of Lodderomyces oxycetoniae, 1365 nucleotides long. It is a transcript of the gene ARP9, whose product is annotated as Arp9p. The transcript has a single exon. Bases 1 to 1365 code for a protein of 454 amino acids. NCBI's taxonomy places the organism in Eukaryota, Fungi, Ascomycota, Pichiomycetes, Serinales, Debaryomycetaceae. Gene Ontology annotation, biological process: regulation of transcription by RNA polymerase II. The record is from RefSeq and is a predicted model, not a curated record. Gene Ontology annotation, cellular component: SWI/SNF complex; RSC-type complex.
AUGCCCUUGUACAAGGAAAACCAUUUUUUAAUAAUAUAUCCAGGGUCGGAUCAUAUGCUAUUUUCGUUUGGGAUAAAGGACUCGUUAUCACCUCCACAAUUUAGGAUUCCAUCAAUUGUUUAUCAAAACUCCACUACCAAGGAAUAUUUGUCGUCUUCAGCAGAUAAUUGCCUCCCAAUUCAGCCCAUUCAAGACUCAAAGAUUACUGAUCUCGAUGCAUUUAAUGCUUUGCUACAAAUUAUUCUAUCCAGUAUCAUAAAACAACAUCCAGUAACCAUCAAUCAGAUCCCGGUAUUGAUCAUUGUCCCUAGUUUGACAUGGUCUAAACGUCAAAUAGAGUACAUAACGAAAUUUGUUUUUGAGAAAUUAGAAAUCACCGCAUUUAAUAUUUUGGAUUUAAGCCUCGCUUCCAUUUUUGGUAUUGGUGGUGGAACGGUAAACGCUACAGUUGUUCAUGUUGGUGACAAUAAUAUACAAGUAGCUCCAGUCAUUGGGUACCAAACAAUAAAGUACGCAGGAGUCUACAUUAAAGGCGUGGGAGGAAAAGUUUUGGACGAGGAGAUUAAAGAAAAGAGACCUGAUUUGAGUGAAAGUCAGAUAGAUGACUUGAAGUAUAGUGGGAUUUUUGAAUUUUUACAGGAAGGUGAGGAGAGCAUUCAAGUUCAAAACGAUACCAAUGAAGAUGAAGGCGAAUUCGACGUGGCAAAGAUUGUUGCAAAUGAUGAUGGAAAUGAAGAUCCUGACGUGACCAGCAAAAUUAGGAAAAAUAAGGAGCUAGAGAAGAAUUUUUUCAUUGACUCCAAUACGCAAGAAAGAGUUGUUGUAGGUAAAGAAAGAUUUUUUACAUCGUCAAAACUCAUUGGUACUAUCUCACUGGCUAUAUUUGACUCGCUUUUGAAAAUCAAUGACCUCGACAAGAGACAAGAUUGUUAUGACAAUAUCAUUCUUGUUGGUUCCGUUUUCCAAAUUCCAGGAUUGAAACAAAAAAUUAUUGCAAAAUUAAUUACAGAGUAUUUGGUAACAGAGCCACCAACUGAAACCAACGGAGUUUCUGACCCCAUUGUAAAUCCUGCUAUAAUCAAAUAUCAACAACUAAAUGAGCCAAAUCUAGACGAUGGAGCAGGACUGACUUUGAGCCAAGUACCUAAUAGUAUAAGGCUAGCAAAACUACCAGAUUAUUUCCCUGAGUGGAAAAAGCCAAAAACUUUAGGAGGAUCGUGGCAAGAUUUGUAUUUCCUAGGUGGAGAGAUAUAUGCAAAGCAGAUUUUCUCGGGAGGAUCUCAUCAUCAUAAUAAGGAAUUGUUUGUUGCAAGCGACAUGUAUGAAGAAAGGGGUCCUCAAAGUAUUUGGGAUGUAAGUAUUUGA